Toxotes jaculatrix (banded archerfish) is the source of this 5375-nucleotide messenger RNA. Its product is annotated as rab effector MyRIP-like. The transcript has 16 exons. Gene Ontology annotation, molecular function: small GTPase binding; actin binding; myosin binding. Gene Ontology annotation, cellular component: cortical actin cytoskeleton. Gene Ontology annotation, biological process: intracellular protein transport. The coding region runs from base 303 to 4478 and encodes 1391 amino acids. The record is from RefSeq and is a predicted model, not a curated record. NCBI's taxonomy places the organism in Eukaryota, Metazoa, Chordata, Actinopteri, Toxotidae.
GGCUGCGGUGAUCAGACCCGCCUGCGGUCACACACCAGGACCACAUGCGGUCAAACUUCUUCUCAGCCUCAGGUUCGGAGUAAAAGAGAAUUUUGGGUAUUAGUGGAUUUUUUGGCAGUGACUCACUCACACAGUUCACACGGGGAGUGAACGGAUUGGAGAGGUGUUUUUCCCACCCGUGUGCGGCUGGGAAUUUGCACCGGUGGUUUUUGUUUCAGCCAGGGAGGACAACGGGCUUGGAGGCCGAUGUCAAGCUGAUUGAUUGGUCAGAGGGGUCAAGUGACAGCCAGAGGUACACAGCGAUGGGCCGGAAGUUGGAUCUGUCGGGACUGACGGACACUGAGGCGGAGCACGUGCUGCAGGUGGUGCAGAGGGACAUGAAGUUACGUAAGAAGGAGGAGGAGCGUCUCAGUGAACUAAAGCAGGAGCUGGAUGAGGAGGGCAGUCGCAGCCUCCUGCUGUCACGGCAGAGUUGCUUCAACCAGCGCUGCUGCAUCCGCUGCUGCUUGCCCUUCACCUUCCUGCUCAACCCCAAACGGCAGUGCCGAGACUGCCACUACAAUGUCUGCAAGGCCUGUCGUGUCUACAACAAGCGGGACAAAGCCUGGCUCUGCUCCGCCUGCCAGAAGACCAGGUUGCUGAAGACACAGUCACUGGAGUGGUUCUACACUAAUGUGAAGAAACGCUUCAAGAGAUUCGGCAGCGCCAAAGUUCUGAAGACUCUCUACAAGAAGCACUUGGCAGAGCACAGUGCGCUCUCAGAGCUAACUGAAGGCAGCGCCUACGAGGAGAGCGUCUGCAAUGAGGGCAGCAUCUGUGGGAGCGACUCAACCUUCUACAGACAAAGUGAAGAGCACAGCAUGGCUGAGACGCUCACUGUGGCCUUGCGGGUGGCAGAGGAGGCCAUAGACGAGGCAAUUUCCAAGGCUGAGUUCGACGCUUCCAGUCAGGAGAAGCAGAAUGAGGCACACUAUCUGCGGGAGCACAGAGGAGAGCUCAUUGAGGAACUGGCCAAAACUAUUGUGCAAAAAAUCAUUAGCAGGAGGAAGACCUUGGCUGAAAUGAGGGCAGAGUACGACCAGGACUGGCCCCUUGAACAAAACACUGACCCUCUUCAUCAUCAGUCCACCUGUGAUCAAGCCUCCAGCUCCCUCAAAGAACAGCCGGGCCUCUGGAGGUCACACUCUGCCUUUUCACUGCUGAACAGUGACCCUCCAGGUGUGAUACAAGACUCUCUGCAGGCGUUGAAGAAGGAAGGCAGUGGGUCGACUAUUUCUGCUUGGAAGAGUGUGGACAGGCUGGACAACGCAGUGCUGAAGAGCCCAGAUGGGAAUUGGAUUGCCCUGCAGAGUGCCCAGCUGUCUCGUCCCAGCCUGCUGACCAAAAGGAAGAGCCUGGUCUACAGUGCCUUGGAGAGAGAGUCCGGAGUGGUGUCCGCCUACGAGGGCAUGGGCUCUGACAACGAAACCAAGCCUGAGCCCGACAGCUCCUGGGGUGCUGUCCUCCAGGAGAUUCACAGGAAGAUGACAGACUCGAACUUCAACCUGCAGGACACUCAGGACGGGAUCCCGUCACCGCCACUAACGAGCCGCCGAGGCAGCAGAGAUGACGUGUUUUCGGAUUCUGAGGGAAACUGGAAGCCUAACAGACCUCUGCUCGCUCUUUUUAAGAGGAAGGUACCGGCCGAGAUCAGGCGACCUUCAUCAUCUCCAAGGACGAGUAUCAUUGAUGUAAACUUUAAUGUAGAAGGAGCAGGAGAGGAGGACGGGAGCAGAGUGGCGGCUGAGCCGGAGCUGGGAAAAGUCAGGAGAUCACGGAAGAAAAGGAAGAGCAGAAAAGAACAAGCAUCUUCUUUUUCUGUGACGGAUUUAAACAAAAAAGACAACGAAUCCCAACCUACUUCCGAUGCCGUGACGCCUGACACUUUGACCUCUGGAGCCAUGACCCCCGAACCCUUUGACCAGAAGAGUGACAUGACUGGACAUGGAGCCAGUCAGAUGGACGAGGAGCUCGGCUUAAAACUGUUACAGCUAGCAAGCCGAGUUUCCGACUCCUUCACUCGAGAAGAUGAAGACAGAGAUUCUGGUGAUGAUGGACAGAGGGAGGAAAAGAGUCAAGGAAGUGAGGACAGAGAUGAAGAAGAUGAAAGGUCGUGGAAGAUGGAGGUUGACUUGGAUGAAGGAAGAAUGGAGGAUGAGAAAGAGGAGGAAGAGAGAAAUGAUGAAAUAGAUGACGAAGAGAUGAAACACAGAUUAUACAGGCUCGUUGCACAGUCCAGACUCACAUACUUUUCCUCGACUGAUGACGACUUAGACAAAGUUGGCCAGAAUGAAGGAGAAUGGGAUGAAGAUAUGGAGGAAGACAAUAAAGAGCAGGAGGACGAAAAGACAGAAGGACUCACUUAUAAACUCUGUCAACUGGAAAGAGAAGUCAGAGCUACACAGUUCUCAUCCACAGAGGACGAGCUGGACAGAGUUGGCGUCGAAGAGAGGAAGACAGAAGAGGAGGAGGAGGAGCUGGCUGUGAAAGUGUGCAGAUUAGCAAACCAAGUCAACGCCACCCAGUUUUCAUCCACAGAGGAUGAGCUGGACAAAGCAGGCAGAGAAGGGGAGGAAGCGGUAGACGAGGAGACGCUGUGGAAGUUACAGGCAGAAAAAGCGGUUCAGGCUGCUCAGCUGCGCGAUUUGGCCAGUCUAGUCAGCGCCUCUCAGUUUUCCUCCACUGAGGAUGAGCUGGACAGAGUCGGAAAGAGUGGGGGAGAGCAGGAGGUAAAUGAAGGAGGAAUUAAGAGCAGCGUUGAGCUGGAAGAAGUGUGGGAAGGAGCAGUGGAGCGGAGGGAAUCAUUCGGAAAUUUGGAUGUAAAAAUGUUUGAUUUGAGGGAUGAAACUGAGGAAACAAAGACUGAGAGAAGUGAUGAAAAAGCAACAGCUGAGAAUGAUUUGGAUGGUCAGAUUACGAUCGAUGAUGUCCAGCAAGGUGAAACCGAGGUAGAAGAACCUGAAAAGAGAGAUUUUGUGGAAGAGAUUGAGGGUGAAAUAAUGGUAGUAGAGGAGGAUACGUGUAAAGACGAGGCUGAAAAAGCAAAAGAGACAGAGGAAAGACAAGAGAUGAAGCUGAAAUCAGUGGUGGAAGCAGAGAAAACGCAGGAGAUAAUUGACUCAGAUGAGGCAAGCGUGGAACAAGAGAAUCAGCCAGAGGCAAAGUGGCCAGACAAAAAUGAAGAAGACGGACAAAGAGAAGAAAAGUUUAAAGAAAGCAAAGAGGAUCAGGGGAAGUGGGAGGGAACAUCAGCAGACAGCGAAGAGGAAGAUGAAGAAUUUGACCAAAUAAUCAACAGCAUGUUGAUGAUGACUUUAGAGGACAUGCAGGUAGAAACAUUAAAGGAUCAAGCUGCUGAAAAUGGGGGAAUAAAUAGAGAGAUAGAAGACACAGAGACAGAUGAGUGUUUUAAAAUAGGAGGACAAAAUGGUUCCAAUGAAAGGACUGUUGAUGCAGAAAGUACAUGUACAUCAGAGGAGACAGGAAGCGCGAAAGAGCUGCAAAGUCGAGGCGACAACGUGAGGUCAGAGUCAGCUGUGAGAGAAAGAGCAGGAGAAAAUGUAACUGAACAAAUUGGAGGAGAUGCUGCCAGAAAACAGGAGAGUGGAGAGCUGACAAGCAGAAACGAAAAUGAGAAGGAAGAAAGAGACAUAGAUCCACAAGAAAGAAGAAAUUUAGCCCUCGAGACAGAUGAGGCCCAGCAGACAUGUAAAAGAGAAGAGGUGGAAGAUGGAGGAGGAAAAGCGGAGAGGGAGUGGCAAACGAUGGAAACGCAGGAAGUCGCCGCAGAGGGGGAGUGUGAAGGUAAAGAAACGCAUGAAAAACCUGUGGAAACCAAAGAAAAAAGGGCAGACGACGAGGAGCAGAGCAGCACAUCUUCUCCUCAGGAGGGUUUACUGUCACCAGAGGAGAUUCAAAAUAGGUAUUCAGCAGUGUCCCUGCGCAGCAUCACCACUGAGGUGCUGAAGGUGCUGAACGCCACUGAGGAGCUGCUGGUGGGAGUGGAGGGAGGAGACAACACCCGACUCUCCUCCACCUCCCUGCCCCCCAACGCCGACCCCAAGAAGCUGGAUCAGCAGUUCUCCAGACUGGAGGAGAACGUGUACGUGGCGGCUGGUUCGGUGUACAGUCUGGAGGCGGAGCUGAGUGACCUCGAGGAGUGUGCCAGGGGAAUCUGCAGCUCCACGUCCGAUAUGGAGCUGUCCUUCCUGGAGGAGCAGGUGGCAUCAGCAGCUGCCAAGGUCCAACAGUCUGAACUACAGAUUUGUGACAUCUCUGCCAGAAUUGCUGCGUUGAAGAGCGCAGGCCUCAAUGUGGACACACAGUCACGCUUCACUAAGACCAGGACCAUUCCGGUUAUGCCUAUCACCCUGGACUCAUCAAGACAGCUGAGGAGGCGAUUACCUGCACCACCACUGAAAGAAGACAAAGAAACCUAAAUCAGGACCAGAGCCAGGACAGUUGCAGUACCUCCAACACAGCAGUGCCUUGACUCUGUGACUCCGCAGCCUACAGGCCAGUCUUAAAUGAUCCAUUCAGAUACCCUUUUGCCUUAAUUUCAUCCUACACUAAACAUGCCUCAGAUAAUACGGGACACUACUACUGUAUGUAGAUUUUGUGUAGAUAUGCUCUAUGUCACCGAUCUUGUCAGAAAUGUACAGUAGAUGAAACGACUUUAUUUUGAGAUUGGAGACCAAACAGUUUUGAAAUUUCAUCAGCACUGAUCAAGCUUAUAAAGAGAAAGAGUAGGUGAACCCUCAGCUCACUAUAUGGCAGAACAAGAAAAUCAUUAACACUUGAGUUUUAAGACUUAUAUUUAUAAAACAAGUAGAUAACUCUGAAAUUAAUAUAUUACACAGUUUGUGUAAAAAUAAUUAAUACUUUUUAUAGACUUAAUUUUAACAGCAUUAGUUGUACAUUUAACUUACGGAUGAAUAGCACUAUACAAAUAGUGUGCAGUGACUGAAGACAGUAUCAGCAGUAGAGCUACUGGAUAAAACCUUCAUUUUACACUGCUUUUACUGUGUAUAAUAAAUAUACAGAUCACACACACGGGAACAAUUAUAGUAUGUUAGAAAAAUGCUGCAAGACUGUAUCUUGUCUAAAAUUAAUGCUAUGGAUAAACCUGUUUUCCAUGGUUGUGGAUGUUGUAGUGUACAUAUUUGUACAGCAAUCAGUAAAUGUUGUUUCCUGCCUUUAUUUUUAAGUACAGAAAAUAAAAGAAUUUAAAAGCUGCGAACAGAUGUUAUGCUCUCAGACAAACCAGCAGUGGAAACGCUCUGCACCCUGUCUGACCCUCAGAUGAAGGUGGGUGCAAUGCUGAGGAAUUUAUACUG